Molecule: messenger RNA, 7289 nt
Organism: Myripristis murdjan (pinecone soldierfish)
Lineage: Eukaryota; Metazoa; Chordata; Actinopteri; Holocentriformes; Holocentridae
Gene: cep170ba
Product: centrosomal protein 170Ba
Exons: 19
Coding region: 232-5109 (1625 amino acids)
Molecular function (GO): protein binding
Source: RefSeq, a predicted model, not a curated record
GAGACGUUGGAGGAGACUGGGGAUAGUUUCGCUCGGUUUGUCAUUCCCAGAGGGAGAAGAAGGAGAGGGUGUGAUCCGAGUUUACCUGUUCAGUGUCCCCGGCUUUUUUUUUUAACACAACCGGGUCGUCGAAUUUAAUUUUCUGUGGGACGUUUAAGACUGGCUUCACUUCGGAGGAAAGCGGAGCUGUCAUUAAAGGAUGCUAAAAACGCCCUGAGUGGUUACUCCAAGAUGAGUGUGACAUCAUGGUUCCUGGUCAGCAGCUCUGGCACACGCCACCGGUUGCCCUGGGAGAUGAUCUUUGUGGGGCGGGAAGACUGUGAGCUAAUGCUGCAGUCACGCAGUGUGGACAAGCAGCACGCCGUGAUCAACUAUGACCCAAACACUGAUGAGCACAUGGUGAAGGAUCUGGGCAGCUUGAAUGGGACAUUUGUGAAUGACCUGAGGAUCCCAGACCAGACGUACAUCACCCUCAAGGUCUCAGAUGUGAUUCGCUUUGGUUAUGAUUCUCACGUGUACAUGUUGGAGAAGAGUCAACACAAGGUUCCAGAGGAAGCUUUGAAACACGAGAAGUACACCAGCCAGCUGCAGCUCAGUAUAAAGGCCCUUGAGGCCAGGAAGAAGGACAAACAGCAGAACUCGGAGAGGAGCCGAGACUCUGACUCUUUCAGUGUCAAACUGCAUGAUAAGACUGAGCGCAGAGCUCACUCGAUCACAGCCACCACAGAUAUUCCAAUAUCCAAGCCUACUCCUCUGUAUGGCCAGCCGUCCUGGUGGGGGGAGGAUGAUGACCCAGCCAACAACGAGCGGAGCAGAGGUGGAAGGCAGCCCGACCAGGACUCUACAGAUCCUGCUAAAGAAACCUCCAGAUAUGAUGUCAACGGUUCUCUGUCUGAUAAUCACACCAAGUCCAUCUACUCCUACCACCGAGAACCCAGUUACUUUGAGAUCCCAACCAAGGAGCUACAGCAGCGGCCUGUCAAGAAAACAGACUCGCAAGUUGAUGAGGUUCCCACAAAGGACACCCAAAAUCCGUCCCAAUGUGUCUCUUCUGCCCCAACACCACCUGUCGUCCAAAGCCACGCCUCCUUCACCAUCGAAUUUGAUGAGUGUACGCCUGGCAAGAUGAAGAUCAAGGACCAAGUGACUAAGUUCUCCUUCCGCCAGCAGCGCAAGCUCCCAUCCCAUGAGGUGGUCACCACACCCACUGAGGUGAUGUCAGCAGAAAGCAAGGUUGCUGAUUGGCUUGUUCAAAGCAAUGUGAACAUGAUGAGGAGGAGGAGGUCACAGACUGAAGAUGUGUACAGUACCAGGAGCGACCAGUCAGUUCAGAGGAUCAAUAAGGCACAUCACCAUGAAGAUGGCACUCACAGUGACUCAGAGGAUCCUACACACAAUGGAAAUGAUUUUCUGCAAUUAGGAUCUCAAACUGGGUCCCAGUCAUCUCAUCCACCCCGGAGAGACUCCCCUGAUUCUGAGGAGCGUCUGUCCAUUACUCCUCCGGAGCCUCAGUCCUCACCCAGUCAUGGCAAGGCAGACUCCCAAAAAGCCUUUGUCAUUGAAUUCUUUGAUGACAACCCACGAAAGAAGCGUUCCCAGUCCUUCACUAAUAACACUGCCCAGCUGGACAAAGCAGGGAAAGGCUCCAGCGCAACUGGGGAGAGGCAGGUCCCAUCUCCAGCCUUCAGCACUCCCCCAGCCCAACGGUACACCAUCCCCCUAAAGGGCCCUGGUUCUUCAGGACCACAGAGAGCUGGUUCUCUCCGAAGAGAGAAGACAGAGGACCGGAUCAGCACCAGUUUGUCCUCUCGCUCCUCUGUCUCUGUGCGACCCUUUGCCAGUGUGGGCAGGCGGUCCAAACUCACCCAGGAGUUCCAGGCUGAAUUCCUCAAACAAGCAAGACAGACUGCCCCUGCAAGCUGGGAGAGAAAUACAUAUAGUUCCCCUAAAAGCAGCCCACCAGGGACAGUGGUAGCAACACAAUCAGACCAGAGUCUAGCCACCCCACCAUCACCUCCUGCUCCUCACCUGGCCAAGACCUCUUCCCCUAUCCACCAGCCUGUGCCCCUGAAGGCUCCCAUGACAGUCCUUGCCUCUCAGAGUAUGGAAGUCAAGAGCCCCUGUGGUGCCCGGAACGAAGAGGAAGACAGUCUGAGUGACGCGGGAACCUACACCAUCGAAGCGGAUACUCAAGACAAAGAGUUAGAAGAUGCACGCAACAAGAUCAGUCAGGUGUUUGGUGUUGUUGAGAGACCAGAGAAAACCAACCAGACUGAAGCAGGAACAUCAGCAUCAUAUAGGCCUGUUAUUAAUCAGGGCAGGGAGCAGCAUAGACAGAGUAGCUCGGGGGAGCUGGGAAGGCCAGCCUCAGAACAGGGAGAGAGUCUGGGAGAGGUUCAUCCAGGGGAUCCAGUUUUAAAGGGGGCUCCUAAAUGGAUGUCUCGCUGGGCCAGCUUGGCAGACAGCUACACGGAAUCUGGCCCUUCGUCUGGCCUCUUUGACAUCCCCUCCCAGAUGGAGCUGUCAGGAGGGGCGGGAGGUACAAUCAUCCACAAGGCCACACUAAGCCGAAAUCGUGAUAGCGCCGACUCUGAAGGUUCCCGAGCUCGCCGCAUCCUGCCCAAGCUACCACCGGGGGAGAAGAGUGAGUCUCCAACUCCCAAUACCUAUGUUCACUGUGACCUGCAGUCAACAUUUGAUGUAGAAGACAGUAACCCAGUGGCCUUGAAGUCUCAGAAUGACCAUCACAGGUUAAAAGUGCAGGACGAUUUAGAGCCUGACAGCUUGAGUGACGCCAGCAAGUCAGAUGAUGGUUCCAUCAUAGAAUGGAGGAGGAGACCACUGUCUGACACACUUGAAAAUAAUAAUGAGGAGGACAAGACCAGACUCCCACCCAAGUCUACAUCAUUCUACAUAGGCUCAGACGAGGUUGUGUCCAAGCCUGAACGUGGAGGCUCAAAACCCAAUACUCCAAAGACUGAGCGAAAACAACCAAACAAAACCUUCUCCUCUGCCACCCUGACCAAGCAAAAAGGUACCCAGGACUCUGGGAAAGUCAAGCCCAGUGUCUCAGCUCCUAUCCUGGGUCAGGAUACAGAGAGCCCUGAGACCAAAGAGGGACGGGUAACCUCACUGGUCAGACAGGAGAGCUUCACCAAGGAUCGACCCAGCAAUGCCAGGUUGCCCAACAUAUCCAGCCAGCCUGCUCUAAGAACCCUUGACCCCGAUUCAUUGCAUGGAGCCUCCAAUCAGGACACUCAUUCUUACCUCAAAGAGACAGAGGAUGUUCUAGCUGCUCUGGAGGCCAAGCUCCAAGCAGGCCAGCCAGAAACAACUUCCUCUGCAAUGAUGGACUCUCUAUCUGGGGAGUCUGAUGUAGAUACCUCCAGCACAGUCAGCCAGCGCAGCAAUAAGACUAGGCCAAAUACAUUGACAAAAAAGCCUUCUAAUUAUGGGCUUCAGAGGGAGGCAACUUCGAGCAGUAUAGCUAGCCAGGAUAGCAGUAAUCAGUCCUCUGUACGGGAGCGUCUGUCAGAAAAACGUCGCUCCCUGGGAGCAGAUACCAACAGUAAGACUGACACAGGUAGGAGACUGGUUGGACUGAGACGUAGUACAGGAAAACGUGGCUCCACAGACCUAAGUGAUGACCCCCAGAGCUCCAGCAUACUUUACUCUGACCAGGAGUCUAGCACCCACCAUAGCCGCAAGAAAUACACUGUCCCCCUCCAGAGGGAGGACUCCAAAAUGUCCAAAGUGUCCCAGGCCUUGAGUCGAUCCAAUAGCUUGUCUGCCCCAAGACCUACAAGGGCGUCCAUGCUCCGCAGGGCUCGCCUGGGAGAAGCCUCUGACAAUGAAGGUACAGAGACAGACAGGCUGUCCCAGGAGGCAGGCAAUGCUCCGGCCAAGCAGCCUGUGGAACCCAGGAAACUCUCCAGGCUGGAUAUGCUGGCGAUGCCUCGCAAGCGGACGAGCUCUUUCAACACACCCAGUGACACAGAGGCCGCCAGCACCCCACUUUGCACAGGCAGGACCACAGGAUUCUCCAAUCGUAGCACAGAGUCCAGCAGCAGCUCUGCCCGCAAAGCCUCUGUACCCGGACCAAAACCUGCACUACAGAAAGCAGCCCCCAACAAGACUCCGAUCAGCCGUGGACGCUCCAGCAGUGCCAAAUAUGCUAGCAGUACAGCAAGCUCCAGAAGACGACAGAAAGGGUCUGACUACACCUCUACCUCAGAGGAGGAGUAUGACUCCAACCAGAGUACCCCUAAACACAAACGCUCCCAACCUCCCUUAGCUUCCCAUAGCCCACGCAAUCAGCCCCGGCCCCAGCCAGUGGUCGCCUUGCGGCCCAAACCCCGCAGCAGAGACUCUGAGGAUGAGAACCAUGAAGGAGACGCCUUCCACAACUGGUCCAGCCACAGUGCUGAGAUUGCACGCUUGAGUCAGGACCUGGCUAAAGACCUGGCUAUCUUGGCCAGAGAGAUCCAUGAUGUUGCUGGUGACGCUGAUGCCCAAAGCUCUGGACUGGAGGCCAACACACCCAGCUCCACUGUUACCACUCACGAAGAGCUGGUUCAGCGCGUUCCAGAUGCUGGACUUAACUACCAGAGAGUCCCACCAGGCUCUGAGGAUGUGAAGGAGCCCGACCAGAACGUCAUUGUGGACAAUCUGAUGCUAAAUCCAGUGUCUCAGGUUUCCAUGGCCAUCAGAGAGAACACCGAGAAACUUGCUGAGAAAAUUAAGGUACUCUUCCAGGACAAGCUGGAUGUAUGGGAAGAAAUGGAGGCAAAGAUUGGCUCUGAAAGUGAUGUCCCUGUCCUCAAAACUUCAAACAAGGAAAUCACUUCUAUCCUCAAAGAACUCAGAAGAGUGCAACGACAGCUUGAGGUCAUUAACACAGUCAUGGAGCCCAGUGGGCUUUCUGAAUUGAGCAAGGCCUCUGCUCCUGUGGUCUCCGCCUCACCUGGAUGUCGACCCACCAGACCUCCCGCCAGAGACUGGAGAACUGUCCACUCUGUGUCACACCGCGGUGGCGGCCCUAGGCCCGGUGACAGUGUCAGGAGAGCAGCUGUAACGUCAGAUGAUGUUAGAGAGGGAUAUUUGGUCUAAGGUCAGAAGCAAACACACAGGUUCCUCCAACGCCGUGCUGCUGCCGCUGCCCUACAAGCCCAGGUGCCGAACCACUGUUCACAGAGUGAAACCCAGAGGGGGAAGUGAGAGUGACUAGGCAGAACUGUGGCCUCCAGCAUGAAAAGACACAACUGCAGUAUGGACACUACGCAACCACACGGUGUACACAGGGGUGUGAGAUGAGGCUUGCACUAAACACCUUUACAAUAUGCUCUGUCUGAGGCCUAAACACAAGGUGGAGAUUAAAAGGCGUAUAACCCUUUAAACAAGGUUAUGUUGGUGCCAUUAUUACUUCUAUUGAUCUCCCAUUCACCUGUGACAGGCCUCAAACCUAUACUUGAUUGUGCAUUAGAGAUUGACCUCAUUAUUGCCAAUGGUAUGACCAAUGUUGAUGUUAAAAGCACAAUAUAAUUAUUUUGUAUGGUUGAAAACCAGCCUGAGUAUAAUCAGCUCAGGGACAUUUGAUAAAAAUCACUUGUAGGGAUAUUUUAAUAAGUAGAUUCCUAUGCUCAGUGACAAAUCGCAACUUUUUAGGGAAUAUUAGUCAAUUGAUAUUUAUUUUGAGUAAAAAAAAACCUGCAUUGAUUCCUUGCAGAGCUGGCUGCUUUGUGUAUUUGUAUCUCCAGUAACCCCAUUACUUUUCUUUAUAUAUUUCUCUGUGGUUUUCUCUUUGUUGGCCACAUUUUCCUCUGUGGACCAGAUUAACUGAAGAAUGUAAAGUAUUUAUUUGUGCUGAUAAAUGUGGUGAUUAAGAAAACAAAUUAUAGGCUGUCUGACCCAAUGUUUGGUUUCUUAUAAGAUAGUAUGGCAUUUUGUAAUUAAGUAGAAGACAUGACUUUGGGAGAGGGUCCAUCAUCACUUGUGCCAGAUGUUUAAUUGUAUAUUAACUGUCAAUACAAGCCAAUUUCGUGCUGAGUUCCAGUUGCCUCGACUCUGUCUAGGCCCUCUGUCUGCAGUAGUCGGACACUACAUAUUUUGUCCAGCUUUAGGUGAAAAUCCUUCAGGAAUGUGUGGCUGAAUGGAAGGAGGAGCGUUAGUUCAUUGUUAGAGUGGGAAGGUUUAGUCACCUGGCAACAGCAAACUCAAGUGGCUACAAAACAGGCGUAGUGAGUUGAAGCUUUUCAAGCGUUCCCCUUUCUCUCCCAUUUUUAUUUGUGUCAAACAUGGAUCAAAGGGCUUAAUUGUCACUCUUGGGUUUGUGUUUUUCCCUUGUCCUGUAGAGCAGAAUUAGCUGCUGAGAUUUGGCCAAAGACAACUGUAACCUUUCCCUUGUGUGUUCCUCAGCUGGACGCAGCAUUUUGCUACUGAACACAUCACACUACACCCAUAUGGUGUUUUCACAAGGCCUGGUAAGAGCCCUGUGUCAACGGUUUCAAAUGAUAUGGGCCCAAGUCUCUUCACACAGGAGUUGCAAUAUAUUUUUUAUUAAUGAAGUUCAUAAAGUAUAACUUAUGUGCAAUUGUCUUGACCUAUCAGUUUGUGAUGUUUUCUUGUUGAAUAUGUAAAUAUCUGACAAUGUUUUCUCUAUGUCCUGCAAAAAAAUUACCUCUCCAUCUUGUAUUUUGCACUAUCGUAGUACAACCUUGUCCCCUCGACCAUACUGUGCACGCUCCGAACUGAAAGUCCUCUCGCUCUCAUGAGAAGGAGAGUGUGUGUUUGUCCUGUUUAGGAUUGUAAGCGUUUAAUGCUGUUGAGGGUUGGAGCAGGAAAGCAACCCGGCUCACCACUAAGUGCUUCCCUCCUCCCAAACCAGCGUGUGCAUAUGAUUGUAAUUUGGAAGUCCUCUGAGUGCCACGAAGCUGUCUGGGAUAAUUUGUCAUCCUGCUAAGUAUAAUGCUUGUUUACAAACACAAACUCAAGUAAGAGGUGAAUGUCUGAUCUUUGGCUCCGGCUCACAACGAUGCUGCUCUUCCUCUUUGGGAUUUUUUUGUCCCCCUUCUUGCUUUACUCCACUUAGACAGAGAGCUGAAAUGUUUAUCAGUCUUUCAAUGUCAUGUUUGUGUUCUGUUUGUUGUUGAAUUCAUGUUCCAGUUUCAUUUACCCCAAAAUCCUUGACUUUGUAUCUGGUCCUCCUUUUCUCAUGCUUUCUGUUUCCCUACGUCACUUGACCGAUGUUGAUUCCAGGGGGGUUUUCUAAUAAAAUUUUUUUGAUUCGCAAA